Molecule: messenger RNA, 2463 nt
Organism: Scatophagus argus
Lineage: Eukaryota; Metazoa; Chordata; Actinopteri; Scatophagidae
Product: fibronectin type III domain-containing protein 7-like
Exons: 13
Coding region: 1-2457 (818 amino acids)
Molecular function (GO): protein binding
Source: RefSeq, a predicted model, not a curated record
AUGAAGCAGCUGGUGAUUUUUGUCUUGCUUGGCAUGUGCUCACAGGUUGCAGCCCAAACAGAUAUCCAAGUAUCUGUGUUUUCAGCAACAUCCAAGACCGUGAUUCUCCGAUGGACCAGGGUCUCAGGAGCCACUUCAUACAAGAUCACAGUCGCCCCCCAAAGCUCACCAAGCAGCCCCAUCGCUUUUGCCACAUUUGGUCCAAACACAGUGCUAGGCUCUGUUAACUCUCUGUCCACCAACACUAUGUAUGUAUUCACCAUUGAAGCUCUGGAUGAUUCCCAGGGAACACUGAGCAGUGCAACUGUUGAGUCCUCUUCAGCCCCUGAGAUGAUGGAUCCCAUCAAGACUGUGAAGCCAAAGGAUAGCACGACCUUGAUGGUCGACUUCGGCUUGAGGACCGGGGCGACUCAUUACAUCAUACGAGUCCAGAACGCAGAUGGCUUCUACAGGGAAGACACGGUGUCCUCGUCCCCCGCUGAGAUUGAGUCCCUCACACCAUACACUGAGUACACGCUCAGCAUCAUGGCGGUGAACGGCGGAGGCCGCAGCCAGCCUUCUCUCCCUGUGACAGGAAAGACAGUUUUGCCUCCUCUUCAGUUCUCCUCCACCUCCUCCCCCACUAACGACAGCCUCACUGUAUCCUGGGACCAUGUUGCUCACUCUGUACAGUACACCCUGUCCAUUUACAAGAUGGGCUCAAACACCAGCUUAUCGCACAUCACCUCCAACACCAAUACGACCAUAUCCGGCCUGGAUGCUGGCUCGCUCUACUUCAUCAGGGGUUUUGCCUGGGACCUCGAAGGUCGAGAGGGAGAGGCCAGUUUGUACAUCAACCAGACGACACGACCUCCAACACCAUCUUCUGUCAAUGUCUCUGUGGUGAUGAGUAACAGCAUGGCCGGACUCUCUGUGUCCUGGGAACUCGAUCAGCAGGUCUACGGACCCAUCCAGUACCAUGUGAUGAGUGACCAGAACCUCACAUGUAACUCCAUGACCAGCUCCUGCACCUUGUCGGCCGUGGGCUGCGGAGAGGUACACACUAUCCAGGUCACUGCAUCGAACGAGGCCGGGCCCAGUCACCCAUCCAGCCCUGUGGUAUUCGUCACCUUUCCUUGCCCACCAGAGUCUCUGGUUCUCGUGGAGCCGUCAGAGGGAAACUGCACGCUGACAUGGGACACGAUGCCUCAUGCUGACAGCUAUGCCGCCUUCAUCAAGAGAAGUGAUGGCAGCGAGGAGAGCUGCAACACCACCAGCAACAACUGCACCUACCACUGCGAAUGUGGCUACACGUUCCUGAUGUCAGUUUUCGCAUUUAACCAGGCUGGCAGGAGUCCGCAAGGAGAGGUUCUCAACUACACCACCUUACCCUGUUGUCCAGAGGGUGUAUCCAUCUCAGCGGUGAGCACAGACACUUUGGAGAUCAUGUGGACGGCCUCAAGAGGGGCAGAGCUGUACCAGACCCGAGCUGCGGACAGUGCAGAGGUCAUCCUGUGUAAUGACACGGCGCCGGUGUGCGCCCUCUCUGACCUCAGCUGCGACAGUCCAUACAGUGUGGUGGUGACACCCUGCAAUGAAAUCAGUGGAUGCAACGGUGCAUGUAAAGCUCACACGAAGGAAACGGCUCCCUGCAUGCCAGUGAAUCUGAUACUGGAUCCGAAGAACUCCUCCUCAGUCAGUGUCAGCUGGACAGCAAACAACAGGGCUGCUACAUACACUGUGAGCGCGCUGGGAGAUGACGGUGUUCAUACCUGCACCACCAGUGGAAACAGCUGUGACAUCACUGACCUUCCCUGUGGCUCCACCUAUGAAGUCAGCGUCAUAGCAGCCAGCGCCGCCGGCCAAAGCUUACCCAGCUACUCUGACUCUCUGGAAACAGAGCCCUGUUGCCCGGUGAAUCUAACAGUGGAUCAGGUGACUCAGGCGAUGACCAACGUCUCGUGGUCUCAUGCCAAAGGAGCCCAUUCGUUCAUCACUUCUCUGACUUCAACACGUGGUCACGCCCGUUGCCACACCAAGGACUCCCACUGCCUCAUGGGGUGCAUCACCUGCGGGACCAACUACACCGUCACCAUGGAGGCGUACAGCCACAGCGGGCGAAUGUCCAACUGCACCUAUCAGGGCUUCUCGUCCAGUGCCUGCUGUCCGUCAGGCGUCAGGCUCUACAGGAUGGCGGGUAACUCUCUGCGGGUUUACUGGCGCAGUGCAGGCGGCAGCCACAGCUACAUCACAGAGAUGGUGGCCAGCAGCAACAACUACACCUGCACUGCGUCUCCCGGGGAGAACAGCUGUGAUGUGGGUAACGUCCAGUGCGGGGACGUCUAUAAUGUGGUGGUGGCUCCGCUCACACCAGAGGGAAGCAAAGUCCUGUUCUGCCCUCAGAGGCUGUACUCAGUCACCUGCUCAGGGAACAACGUUGGCACAGUGAUUUACAGAGGGAAGAGAAGUUUGGACUAGCACACG